AUGAAUAAGACAGGCAAGAAACGGAAAAAGGGUUAUGUCGGGGAGUGUAUUUUGUCUUAUUUUAUCCGAGACGAAAAAUACAAAGCUCCUGCCGAAACCGUGAACCCAUGUAAUAUAUCUACAUCUCUCCCAGUAUCUAAAAGCAACCCACUCGAAAAAACUAGAAAAUGCCCUUUUUAUAAAUGGAUUCCAGACACAUCAUUUACUGUUGAUGCUUUCUGUUAUGCUGAAAUUCCAGGAUGUACCUGUUACUUCCUCUCCCAUUUCCAUUUUGAUCAUUUCAGAGGCAUCCACAAGAAUUUUAAAGGAGAUAUCUAUUGCAGCGAGGUGACAAAGAAUCUUUUGAGAAAUGCUUAUGGUUUGGGGCUGGUUAUUAAUGUGCUUGAGAUAGAGAAGAGUACAAAGAUUGGCGAUGUAGAAGUAACAGCUUUAGAUGCUAAUCAUUGUCCUGGCUCUUUAAUGUUCCUUUUCUAUGUGCCAUCAAAACAGAAGACUUAUCUGCAUACUGGUGACUUUCGUUAUACACCAUCAAUGUUAACUCAUCCAAGUAUAUUAACAAAUUAUUUAUCGGACGACAGUUCUUCCAAAAAGUUACCAAGAAUACAUUCAAUAUUUUUGGAUACAACAUAUUGUUCAUCUCAGUAUGAUUUUCCUACUCAACUGGAUGUUAUUCAUGGAGCACUAGAAGUUACACGUGAUUAUCUGAUAAAAGAUCCUACCAUUUUAGUUGUUUGUGGAAUGUACUCAAUAGGCAAGGAACGAUUUACACUUGGUCUUGCCUCUAAACUAAACCUAAAGGUUUGGUUACCAAACAAUCAAAAUCGUUUAAUCAAGCUAGCUGCACAAGGCGGUUGUACUAUAUGCAAAGAACUGCUUCAAUAUGUCGUUGAUAGUUCUCACAAAGCUCAACUUCAUGUUCUACCUAUGCAGCAAUUAAAUGUGACAGGCCUCGUUGAAUAUCAAAAGAAAUUGGGCAAUCGAUUACCAACUGAUCCUUUUCACAGUUCAUCAACCCUUUCUAAAUUGAGGUCUAUUCUAGGCUGGCGCCCAACUGGUUGGUCUCAUCGGCAGUCAAGUAAUACUCAAACAUCAAUGAAACCUCCACGGAACGGCAUUGUUUUGGAACAGAAAAAGGGCGAUAUUCACAUUUAUGGUGCAUCAUAUAGUGAACAUAGUAGUUUUCUGGAGUUAAAACAAUUCAUUACACGUCUUCAUCCUGUACAAGUACAACCUACUGUUUUUGGUAAAUCGAUUACUAUGACGAAAGAUACAGUAAACAGCUGGUUGAAAUGA
This is a messenger RNA of Schistosoma mattheei, 1293 nucleotides long. The record is from the annotation of a GenBank genome assembly. Lineage: Eukaryota; Metazoa; Platyhelminthes; Trematoda; Strigeidida; Schistosomatidae.